Molecule: messenger RNA, 2251 nt
Organism: Nilaparvata lugens (brown planthopper)
Lineage: Eukaryota; Metazoa; Arthropoda; Insecta; Hemiptera; Delphacidae
Product: dipeptidase 1
Exons: 13
Coding region: 531-2198 (555 amino acids)
Biological process (GO): proteolysis
Molecular function (GO): metallodipeptidase activity
Source: RefSeq, a predicted model, not a curated record
GUUGGUGGUUCAGUCCCGGUGCUAGAGUGCUCUUGUGCGGGUCGUCUCCAACGACACAACCACAACGUCAACAAAACAACGUCGCCGUGUGCUUGAGUGCGAGAGAGACAGACAUAGUGUGCAGCGGCGUUUUGUCAGGAGUCGCGCGACUUUGACUGACUGCAGUAGACCGGUCCAAUCUGCGGGGACGUGUGUAUUCCAUCCAUAUGGUUCCCGUUCCCGCUCUCGCCAGCUGUUAGCAACUCGGGGACUCGAGCUGAGUAAAAGCCAAGUUACCGAUGACCUCAAACUGGCAGAGCAUUGCGACAGAUCUGAUCAGCAAUCACCGAGGUCAGCUGAGUGGGGAGCAUCGUCACUAGUCGUAGGGAUGGACGAAGUGGGGAGAGCGGCUGUAGCCGAGUUGGUAGGGGGCUGCCAACAGAUGAACUAUUAAAUCUACACUAUUAUUAUGUGUCAUAGAACCAGUUUUGAUAAAAUAACAAAUCGAAAGGAUUUGGUGGAUGGGGCGGCCGAGUGACUGAAGGGGUGGCAUGCACCACCAGGUGCCGCCCCCACCGCCUCCGGGCUCAGAGGGGCGCCGGGACCCACAUUUGGCACCCGACCCCUCUGGCCCCCAUCAUGCCCCUGGACCACCCCCUCCACCUGCCGCCACCUGCUCGCACUGGGAGCUUGACCUUGACCUACGGCAUCACAUUCAGCACUGCGCCUGCACCUGCAACCAUAUGGGCUACGGAAACUAUAUGGACUACCAGUGUGCUUGUUUUCAGCCUGGACCUCGUUUUUGUAUGGGGGAAACAAUACCUUGUACAAGAACGACAUGUUUGUCGGAACUGGGUCCUGGUCCACCGUUGCCUCUCAUGAAUGGGGCCAUUCGCUGCAACGGCCAAGGUCACGCGCUGCUCGCAAGGGCAGGGUCCAUUAGCAGCUACAGUAGUGAUGGCGAUAAGCGUAAGCAGCUCAUUCUUUCAGCCUGUAGAGCGCUGUUCGAGGUGACGGUGCGGCCAUGGUGCGUGUGCAUGUUGUGCGUGCUAGUGUGCGUGGUGGCGUUGCUGAUGCUGUGGCCCCCCUGGCAGCACGAGCCGCCCCCGCCGCACCCCAGGCACCUGGACUCGCUCGAACAGAGGCUGGAUGCCGUCGCUGUACUUCUCAGCGAAGUCCCGCUCAUUGAUGGACACAACGACUUGCCGUGGAAUAUCCGGAAAUUUGUUCACAAUCAAUUGAGCAACUUGAAUUUCUCGUUGGAUUUGCGUCAGGUUGAGCCCUGGUCGAAAUCGAACUGGUCCCAUACCGACCUACCGAGGCUACGCGAGGGACUUGUUGGUGCUCAGUUUUGGUCAGCCUACUCACCAUGCGGCUCUCAAUUCAUGGAUGCUGUACAAGUAACCAUGGAGCAGAUAGACGUUAUCAGAAGGCUGACAGAGAUGUACGAUCAAUACCUCGAGUUUGUGACAUCCGUAAAAGAGCUUGAGGACGUGCAUCGUCGAGGGAAAAUUGCAAGUCUGGUUGGAGUGGAAGGGGGACAUUCGCUGGGAAACUCCCUGGGUGUGCUGAGGAUGUAUUACGAUCUGGGAGCGCGCUAUCUCACUCUCACCCAUACUUGUCACACUCCCUGGGCAGGCUGUUGUUUGGGUACAGAGGAAAUGGAUCCACCAACAGAAGAUGAGAACCAAGGACUUUCUUACUUCGGAAGUCAGGUGAUAAGGGAGCUGAACAGACUGGGCAUGCUGGUGGACCUGAGUCACACUUCGGUUCGCACCAUGGAGGAUGCUCUCAACGUGUCCAUUGCACCCAUCAUAUUCUCGCACUCAUCCGCCUUCGCCCUCUGCAACUCAACUCGCAAUGUCCCUGACCAUGUGCUCAAACUGGUGGCCUUAAACGGUGGAAUUGUAAUGGUGAAUUUCUACUCAUAUUUCAUUACUUGCAACCAGUCUUCAUCGUUGGAAGAUGUCAUUGCGCAUAUUAAUCAUAUAAGGAGUGUAGCCGGUGAAGAUCACGUGGGUAUUGGAGCCGGCUAUGAUGGAAUUAAUUCGACUCCGAAAGGGUUGGAAGAUGUGUCUAUGUAUCCUCAUUUGUUUGCUGCGCUGAUGGAGGACCCAACGUGGACGGAAGAGCAACUCAAGAAAUUAGCUGGUCUCAAUUUCCUCAGGGUCUUCUCAACGGCUGAACAGGUAAGUUUGAAGUUUUUACUAUUAAAUUGAUAUAUUUCCUGCAGUAUCCUAGUAACAAACUAUCCAGCAUGGAACAUGAAGUC